AUGUUCAAGGCCGCGUAUUUUCUCGCCUCGGCUGCGCUGGCUGUCGCGCAAUCACAAACACAGCAGCCAUGCGCACUUGUCGCUUCUCGAAUCACACAAUCGCCGCAUUCAGACUGCUUAGACUCAGUCCCGGUCGACACCUCAGGGAAUGAAAAGCUCAUAGAAGAGUUGAAGACUGUUUGGCAAUUCCAAUCCGAAUUGGUGUGGUUCAAGAAUCCCGGAGACGGCUGGGAAUACGGUCCAUUGGAUAUCAUACAAGAGUUGGACAACGUGAAGAAUAGCCUGAGCUCGUUUAAGAGCGAAUACGCCGUGCAACUCGCUAUACAAAAUAUUACCGUCCGCACAGGAAACUUCCAUUUCAACUACGACCCCGACAUCCUUCAGGUAUUCCGAUUUUCACGGCCCUUGAACGUCGCAUCGAUUUCAUCAGACGGCAAAGCGCUGCCAAAAUUGUACGUCCAUGAUGACGUUCAGGAGUUGGCUGCAGGGCUCAAGACUGUGUCCGAAAUUCAGCAAAUCAACGGGCAAAAUCCAUACGACUUCUUGAAGUCAACGUUUUUCUCCCAGUAUAUUGAUUCCGACGGUCGGAUGAAUAACAUGUUCUCCAAGGGCGAUACGAACAACCAGGGUGCAUUUUCCUCUCAAGACAAGUAUGACGGCAAUGUCACGGAGAUCAAAUGGGCAAACGGUUCGACAUCAUCCAUUCCCAACAUCGCCACAUCGCAAUAUAGCUUCACAGGUGUAAAGGACGGAAAGAGCUUUUUCGAGAAGUUUUGCACGGGUGCUAUAGCCGGCGCAACAACUUUUACAGCCGAUGCGGAUACGAAAGAGAAGGAUAUCGGUGCCGUCUCACCCAGCAUUCGCGGUCCUGUGCCCAUAAUUCCUCAUGGCAAUUACCACACUCGUAAUAAGCGCCAGGUCGUGCCCACUGCCACCUACCCGGAAGCUGUGGCUGAGGCAAGCAGUGGUGUUGUGGCUGGCUACUUUCUGAACGGCCAAGGCUACCAGGACGUUGCCGUGCUCAAGAUCAUUUCUUUCAGCAACCCGAGCGCGAGCGGUGAAACGAAUUUCAACAACGAUUUCCAGGCCACAAUCAAGAAAUUUUUGGCUCAGUGCCAGAGCCAAAGCAAAACGAAACUGAUCAUCGACUUGAGAGAAAACGGUGGAGGAAACACGAACCUUCUGCUCGAUGCCUUCAUGCAGCUCUUCCCUCAAUUGGAGCCGUUCUCUGGUCAACGUUACCGUGCGCACGACGCAUGGCUGAAGAUUGGCGAGGCUGUCAACGAGAUCCGAAGUGACAAUUCCAUUGCGCGCAGCUACAGGUCGCUCAUGAGGGAGACUAUCGAGAACACCAACGUUUUCCGAUUCUGGGCGUACUGGCAUUUCAGGAGGGCCGAUGGCACAAAUUUUGAAAGCUGGGACGAGUUCAAUGGUCCGGUCCAACUGAACUCUGACGAGUUGACGGUCACUAUGCGCUACAACUACUCCAGCGCAGACCGCAUCUCCAUCGUCCCCACAGGCUUCAACUUCGUCAACGGCACCCGCCCAUCCAUUUUUGAUGCUAAGAACGUAGUCAUGUUUACGGACGCACUUUGCGGCUCAAGCUGCGCCUCAUUCCACGAAGAACUCAAGAACAUCGCCGGCGUCCGAGCUGUCACCGUCGGCGGUCUUCCAGAAAACAAGCCCAUCCAAACCGUCACCGGCUCCAAAGGCGGAGAAGUCGUUCCAAUGUUCACUUUCCCCCAAUACGCAAGUGACCUCCUCAACCUCUCAUCCGAGAUCGGUAUCUCUAGCGUCAAAAGCGACGACGCAACUCUCUCCGCACUCGCCAACGUCCCGCGCAUCGCCACGCGCGCUGGCGACAGUCAAUCCCGCGUGCAAUCGCAGGACCAGAUCCGCAAGGGCGAUUCGAGUGCUACUCCACUGCAGUUCAUCUACGAAGCAGCAGAUUGCAAAAUCUUCUAUACGCCCAAGACCUACUCGGACCCCGAUCUAGCGUGGAAGCAGGCCUGGGAUGCAUUCGUCAACGACACGAAUUGCGUACCCGGCUCGACGAAACACAACAGCUCGAUAAGUGGAGGGUUCAAGCCGUUUGGCGCCGCAGGGCUCACGGCGAACGAUCAGCCAGAUGCUCCGGCGAGCAAUAGUGGCGGGCCAGGCCAGAAUGGCGCAGCCGCUAGUGUGAGGGUGAGCGGUGCGCUUGUUGCGUUUGUGGGUGCGUUGAUGGCUGCGGUCAUGAUGUAA
Molecule: messenger RNA, 2244 nt
Organism: Parastagonospora nodorum SN15
Lineage: Eukaryota; Fungi; Ascomycota; Dothideomycetes; Pleosporales; Phaeosphaeriaceae
Exons: 3
Coding region: 1-2244 (747 amino acids)
Biological process (GO): proteolysis
Molecular function (GO): serine-type peptidase activity
Source: RefSeq, a predicted model, not a curated record